Dinoponera quadriceps is the source of this 2645-nucleotide messenger RNA. RefSeq names its product ribonucleases P/MRP protein subunit POP1 (gene Pop1). Lineage: Eukaryota; Metazoa; Arthropoda; Insecta; Hymenoptera; Formicidae. Gene Ontology annotation, cellular component: ribonuclease MRP complex; nucleolar ribonuclease P complex. The transcript has 4 exons. Gene Ontology annotation, biological process: tRNA 5'-leader removal. The record is from RefSeq and is a predicted model, not a curated record. Bases 34 to 2625 code for a protein of 863 amino acids.
UGCACGUGCUUCCUUGACUAAAAAAUAAGAGCCAUGGCAGAAAAGAAACAAUUCGACGAAUUUUUGGGAGGUUCCCAAUCACUCCCACAUGAAGUAUCUAUUAUGAAAGUGGCUGCUGCACGAGCUAGUGAAAUUGCUGCGAUGACUCGCAUGUUAGAGAAUCCAAUCCGAAACAAGUUGAUAUUUCAAAAGCUGCCUAUAUAUAUGCGCAGACGUGUAAUGUCACACAAUGCUAAAAGAAUGCCACGCAGAUUGCGGGAAGCUCAUUUGAGUCAAAUGGCAAAAUCAGGUUUAUCAGCAAAGAAGAAAAGACCUUCUCGGAAAUAUCGUAGGAGACCGUCUAAUAUACUUGCCGAGUACAAUCGCAGGCAACUCAAAAAGAUUUGGUUGGAAACCCAUAUUUGGCACGCCAAGCGUUUUCACAUGAUCGACAAGUGGGGACAUAGAAUUGCGAAUUACCCGAACGAUAAGUGUUUUAGAGCUAAUUAUCGAGCUGCGAUGCAAUACUGUCUGCUGCAAGAUAUCUCUUACUAUACUUGCGUAGAGAUAAAAGGGCAAGAAGAUUUGUUGAAGACAACUCUGAAGGCACAUUGCAAUCCGUUUAUGUCAACUUUUGCGGCAAUAAGAUACACCAAUGGCCGUAACGAAGGCACUCUGAUGUUCUUCAAGAAAAACAGUUAUCCGCAAUUCCCUAUCGGUAAUGUGCAUUUUCUCUGGAGGCCAAAACAGUCAGAUAUCGUAACUAUCUGGAUCUGGGUGCAUCCUUCUUUUUACGCUGAUUUCCUCAGCGAGAUUGUAUCAAGCUUCGAGUUUAAAGAGAACAAUGCUGAAGAAGACGCCACGCACGUCCCGGGAUCUUUGUACACAAAUGACGCUGGUUGUAAAAUGACCAUUUUGAGAUACAAAUUAAAUAGAUUUCGACUCUACGGGCCGGCGACUCUGAGCGUACUAACAGAUGCGUUACAAACGCCAUCCUUCACUGAGUCAGACCUCUCUCAGGAAAUGAAUUCCACGCGGAAACAAGAUGACUCGUUAGGCAAUAAAACAAAUAUAACUAAGGAGUCAGUGGACAAUGAAGUGCUGGAAUCUGUAGAGAAGAUAGCGAUUGACGAAGCGAAUGAGGAAGAUGCAGCGCUUCCUAAAACCUUGAAUGUAGAAGAUCUCCGUAACAGAACAUGGCAUAUCGAAUACUACAAACACCAAGAAAACAUGGAGGCUUUUAAAGUCCAGAAGGAAAUGUGGCAGAAAAUGAGGACUUCUAAUUCGAGAAAGGUACUCGAUUUGCUUCAAAGCGUUAUGGGACUAACGAUUUUGGAUCCGCGCUUCUACCUGAGCAAAAGAACGAAACGUGAAUACGAAACGACCUUUUAUCAAUGUAUCUUAAGGGCGCCGGCUAAUUUACAUUGUACUCCGAUCUGGGACGCACAAAUACGUCAUACGGUGAGCAACACCUGCGUGGCGACAUACAAGAUCAACAAUCUCAGAAGCGGCUGUCUCGUACCUGGCGUGGCGAAUGAUAAGUAUUUCGGUGAAGAUAUCAUGGCGAAGAUACCUAUACUCCUUAUUCCCAGACCCGAGUGUUCUGCGGCAGAUAUAGACUCUUCUGUAGACAUUGUAAUACCAUCCACAUGGGGACUGCCGAUUUGGCUCGCGCUCGUACAACGAUGCGUGAGAACAGGCGCUCUUCGAGAAUCAAGGCAGAUGGCGUACGAAAGUUUAAAUCCAAAUACACCCGAUGUCAGUGAUCCUGACUGUCCUGCGUACGUGAGCGAAGCAUUAAGCAGAAAGGAGGAAUUAACUCAGAAAUAUUUCCGUUAUCCGCCAAAUGGAAGGGUCAACUUUGUCAAGUUCGGAAUUAGCAGCCCUUUCUACUGUGAUUGGAGGAAACUGAUGAAGGAUUAUGCGGACACCGAAGAUUUUUAUGUCCUGAGGGAUAUCAGGCUCUUGCUGCUUCUGCAAGCCAGCUUGAAAUCUCGCUCCAGGAAGAUAUACGCAAGGUCCUCGUACACCCCGGUCGACCUUCAGGAUUUAAAUACACACAGAAACUGUUUGAUACGCGUUCAAGUGUCUAUGAAGAAGGGUAUCCCGAAUGAGUUCGCGAUCAUAUGCAUGCCGACGCCCGAGGACCUGGAGAGACUGGGAAGGGACGAGAAUUGGGGAGGGCCUGUGGAGCAGUGUCACGCCGAUCCAAACGAAGCGGCUCGUAAAGUAUCGCGAAAGAAUCAUUUGCUGCGGUUAAAACGGUUGAAACGGCAAAGCAUUCGGCAGAAGAAACUGUUGAAGGACAACGCGCUCAACUUACUGGAAAAUUCCACCGACGUUUUGGGCAAGAUUGUAAAUUUGAAUAGCGCGUUACGUCCGAAAAUUAUAACGGAGCAAGCAAAGAGAAUGUCGGAAAUGUAUCUGCCGGAAUGCACGAAGGUUCGCUAUUCCUGUGACAGAGAAAUAAUGGGAUAUGUAACGGCGGGCGGUUUCUCGUUCGUUCGCGCGAAAGGCAUGGGCGUGGGCUUCGUUACGCUGCCCCCGUUAAUGGAAAUGAUUAAUAAGAAAUCGAAGAUUGUCCUCGUGAGGAAUACGAAAACGCGACAGUACAGACCAGCGACAUUAGACGUGUUAGGCGCUUGAUUAAAUCAUAAACGUGCAAC